AUGGAAACCUAUCGAUUUAUGAAACAUAUUUAUGACCACGUAAGCAAGAUGCCUGGACCAAAGUCGCUUCCGAUUUUUGGUAACUGCCUGAGUUUGAGCGGCAAUGAAGUUGAGUUUACGUACCAAAUGGAAUAUUAUUUCCGUAAAUAUGCCUAUAAAACUGAAUGCGGUCUGGUACGAUUUUGGAUUGGACCUUUUCCUCUUGUUUUCCUUACUCGACCACUAAGUGUUAAAGCUAUACUAGAAAAUCCAAAUUUGAACGAAAAGCCAAAUGAAUAUGAAUUUCUCAAGGGUAUGUGGGGAGACGGGUUGAUAACGAGUUCUGGUCAAAAAUGGCAUACUAGAAGAAAGAUGCUUACUCCUGCUUUCCAUCCAACCGUUAUUCAAAAUUAUAACAAAAGUUUUAAUAAACACGCAAAAGUUUUAAUGGGAUUACUAGACGAAUAUGCGGACAAAGGUGAAACUUUUGAUCUGCUUCCAUAUUUAAGGCGCUAUUCUCUGGACAUUAUGGCAGAUUGUUUUAUAGAUAUUUACAAAGUUUACAUCGUGUUCAUCGUUUUAAUUGUAGAUACAACGUUAGGAGUUCAAAUUAAUGCUCAGAAAGGUGAAAACUUGGAGUACUAUGAAGGAGUAACACGAACAUUUGAGUUAGUUUUCAAAACUUUACGCUAUCCAUGGUUAAGAAUCAAGCCAAUUGCGAAUUUGCUUGGACACACUCAAAGACUGGAGAAGUAUUCAGCAAUCACAAGACAGUUGCCAAGAAAGGUUGUGAUAGAACGAAAAAAAGAAUACGACAGUAUGAAAGAAAAACCCACAUUUGAAGAAGUUUCGUCUGGCAAAAGAAGUAGAAAGUCGUUUUUGGAUUUGCUGCUGAGUUUACAAGAGGAAUACAAUUUGACUGUUGACGACAUCUGUGAAGAAGUUGAAACUAUUUUUGUCGCUGCUCAUGAUAACGUGUCAAGCAGUAUUGGAUUUGCUCUGAGUAUUCUGGGAAAUAAACCAGAAGUUCAGAACAAAAUUUAUGAGGAGCUGCAUAGCGUACUCGGCGAUGAAGAAAGGGAAAUCACCUCAGAUGACCUCGCAAACCUAGUCUAUUUAGAUCGAUGUAUGAAGGAGAUGAUGAGACUUUACAUGCCGGUUGUGAUUAUUGCAAGGCGCGUUACUGAAGACGUCAAGAUCGGAGAAUACACAAUACCCGCUGGUGUAACGGCGUGCAUUUCACCGUUUAGUGUAGCGAGGGACCCGAAGGAGUGGGAAAAUCCAGAUGCGUAUAACCCGGAUAACUUUUCACCAGAGAAUGUUGCCAAACGUGAUCCCUUUGCAUAUAUACCGUUUUCAGCAGGAAUUCGCAACUGUCUUGGAAAACAGUUUGCUUUAACCGAGGAAAAAAUGGCGCUAGCACAUCUGUUGCAUCGUUAUGAGUUCCAUUCAUUGCUCACGGAGGAACAAAAUAGAGCGUUACCAGAAAUUACACUAAAACCAAGCCGAGGAUUUCCAAUGCGAAUAACUAGGAGAAAGAAGACGAAUUAG
Molecule: messenger RNA, 1530 nt
Organism: Enterobius vermicularis (human pinworm)
Lineage: Eukaryota; Metazoa; Nematoda; Chromadorea; Rhabditida; Oxyuridae
Source: the annotation of a GenBank genome assembly